UCCCAUCUUCUCUGCAGCUCCACAGUCCACACACAAAAGCUUAUCGAUCAAAAAUGGAUUUAGUCGUUGCAAUCGGAAUCCUCUCUCUUACCAUCUUACUCUGUUUUCUUUUGUUUCAUUCCUCAAAAGUUUGUCCCAUGAAAGAACCUCCCCUGGUGGCUGGUGCAUUGCCUAUACUUGGCCACCUUCUACUCUUCCAUGGUUCACAGCCACUCCACAUAACUUUAGGAGCCAUGGCCGACAAAUACGGACCCCUUUUCACCAUCAAGCUUGGUUCCACAAAGAUUGUAGUACUAAGCAAUUCCGAAAUGGCUAAAGAAUGCUUCACCAAGAAUGACAAGGCUGCUUCCUCUCGCCCCAAACUCAUUGCAAUUGAAAAUCUAUCCUACAACCAGGCCAUGUUCGGCUUCGCUUCAUACGAUCCAUAUUGGCGCGAAAUGCGCAAGAUUGUUACCUCAGAACUUCUCUCAAACCGCCGCAUGGAGCUUCUACGUGACAUUCGUGUCUCCGAAGUUCAAGCUUCAACGAAGGAGCUCCUUGGCGUUUGGUCCACUAAGAAGGAUGAGUCUGGCUACGUGUUGGUGGACAUAAAGCAAUGGUUCGCAGAAUUGACGUUCAACAUGGUUCUUAGAAUGAUUGCUGGGAAGAGAUUCUUUGGCGCAAUGAAGUCGGAGAGUGAGGAAAAGGCACAAAGGUGUGUGAAAUGUGUUAAGGAUUUGUUGCGUUUGUUUGGAGUGUUCACUGUUGGAGAUGCUAUUCCUUCUCUAAGGUGGUUGGAUAUUGGGGGUCAUGAGAAGGCCAUGAAAGAAAUUGCCAAGGAAUUCGACAAGAUUUUGACUGAAUGGUUAGAUGAGCAUCUCCAAAUGAUGGAUUUGGGUAAAAAGGAUGCAAAUGAACGAGACUUCAUUGAUGUCUUGCUUUCAGUGGUUUCAGAUGCAAAGAUUGAUACUUUUGAUGCUGAUACCAUAAUCAAAGCCACAAUAUUGAAUAUGAUUAUAGGAGCAACUGAAACAACUUCAAUUACCAUGACAUGGGCAAUGUGUCUGCUACUGAAAAAUCCUCAUACAUUGGAAAAUGCAAAAGAAGAACUUGAGAAGGAAAUAGGAAAAGAGAGAUGUGUAAGUGAGUCAGAUACAAAUAAAUUAAUAUAUCUUCAAGCCAUAAUCAAGGAGACAUUAAGAUUGUAUCCACCCGCUCCUCUUACAGCAACUCAUGAAUUUUCAGAAAAUUGCACUUUAGGUGGGUACCAUAUCGAAAAGGGAACUCAGCUAAUUGCAAAUAUUUGGAAAAUCAACAACGACCCUUGUGUUUGGUCAAAUCACUUAGACUUCACGCCAGAAAAAUUUCUCACAACUCACAAAGAUGUGGAUGUUAAGGGUCAUCAUUUUGAGUUGUUACCUUUUGGAAGUGGUAGAAGGGUUUGUCCUGGAAUUUCCUUUGGCCUUCAAAUGAUUCACUUUAUCUUGGCUAAUUUUCUGCAUUCCUUUGAAAUAUCAAAUCCAUAUAAUGAACCUGUUGAUAUGAGUGGAACUAUUGGAUUGGUCCAUGCUAAAGCUACCCCACUAAAGAUUAUGGUUAAGCCACGUUUAUCUCCCAACUGCUAUGAAACCAUGUAGAUGUGUGAUUCUGUGUGUUGUCACUUUGUUAAAUCAUGUAGGCGAAGGAAUCUAGCUAUCCAAUGUGAUUCAUUAUAAAAUACAAAAAUCCAAUGCUGUCAUCAUUUAGUAGCUAUGUUCAAAUUAUAUUGGUGAUCUUGUUUACUCA
Arachis stenosperma is the source of this 1764-nucleotide messenger RNA. RefSeq names its product cytochrome P450 82A3-like. The transcript has 3 exons. Lineage: Eukaryota; Viridiplantae; Streptophyta; Magnoliopsida; Fabales; Fabaceae. The record is from RefSeq and is a predicted model, not a curated record. The coding region runs from base 54 to 1616 and encodes 520 amino acids. Gene Ontology annotation, molecular function: heme binding; iron ion binding; monooxygenase activity. Gene Ontology annotation, biological process: defense response to other organism.